GGAGCCACACCCCGCCGCGGACCCUUCGUCCUCUUCUCAGUUCUCUCUCCGCCGCGCGUGAGACCAUCCCGGGAAGAGCGCGGCCGCCCACGCCCGGAGCAUCCUCUGCUGACGAGCGGGCGCCGGCGGCAUGAUGCGGCUGCGAGGCUCGGCGAUGCUGCGCGAGCUGCUCCUGCGGCCGCCCGCCGCCGUCGGAGCCGCCCUGCGGCGCGCGCAGCCCCUCGGCACGCUGUGCCGGCGCCCCCGGACGGGGAGCCGGCCGGCCGCGGGCCUGGUGGCCACCGCGCGACUCCACCCGUGGUGGGGCGGGGGCGGCCGCGCCAAGGGCCCGGGCGCCGGCGGCCUGUCCAGCUCGCCCUCGGAGAUCCUGCAGGAGCUGGGCAAGGGAGGCGCGCCGCCCCAGCAGCAGCCCGGGGCGUCGCCGCCCGCAGCCCCGCCAGCGCCGGGCCCCAAGGACAGCCCGGGGGAGACGGACGCGUUCGGUAACAGCGAGGGCAAGGAGAUGGUGGCCGCGGGCGACAAUAAAAUAAAACAGGGUCUGUUACCUAGCUUGGAAGAUUUGCUGUUCUAUACAAUUGCAGAAGGGCAAGAAAAGAUACCUGUUCACAAGUUUAUUACAGCACUCAAAUCUACAGGAUUGCGCACGUCCGAUCCCAGGUUGAAAGAGUGUAUGGAUAUGUUAAGAUUAACUCUUCAGACAACGUCAGAUGGUGUCAUGCUAGACAAAGAUCUUUUUAAAAAGUGUGUUCAAAGCAACAUUGUCUUGUUGACACAAGCCUUUAGAAGAAAGUUUGUCAUUCCUGACUUUAUGUCUUUUACCUCACACAUUGAUGAGUUAUAUGAAAGUGCUAAAAAGCAGUCUGGCGGGAAGGUUGCUGAUUAUAUUCCUCAGCUGGCCAAGUUCAGUCCUGAUUUGUGGGGUGUAUCUGUCUGUACAGUAGAUGGGCAAAGGCAUUCUAUUGGUGACACCAAAGUUCCCUUCUGUCUUCAGUCCUGUGUGAAACCCCUGAAAUACGCCAUUGCUGUUAAUGAUUUGGGAACUGAGUAUGUGCAUCGCUAUGUUGGGAAAGAGCCAAGUGGAUUAAGAUUCAACAAACUGUUUUUGAAUGAAGAUGAUAAACCACAUAAUCCUAUGGUAAAUGCUGGAGCAAUUGUUGUGACUUCACUAAUAAAGCAAGGAGUAAAUAAUGCCGAGAAGUUCGACUAUGUGAUGCAAUUUUUGAAUAAGAUGGCUGGUAAUGAAUAUGUUGGAUUCAGUAAUGCAACGUUUCAAUCUGAACGAGAAAGUGGGGACCGAAAUUUUGCAAUAGGAUAUUACUUAAAAGAAAAGAAGUGCUUUCCAGAAGGCACAGACAUGGUUGGGAUACUAGAUUUUUAUUUCCAGCUAUGCUCCAUUGAAGUGACAUGUGAAUCAGCCAGUGUGAUGGCUGCAACAUUGGCUAAUGGCGGUUUCUGCCCAAUUACUGGUGAAAGAGUACUUAGUCCUGAGGCAGUUCGAAAUACCCUGAGUUUGAUGCAUUCCUGUGGCAUGUAUGAUUUCUCAGGGCAGUUUGCCUUCCAUGUUGGUCUUCCUGCAAAAUCUGGAGUUGCUGGAGGGAUUCUUUUAGUUGUCCCCAAUGUCAUGGGCAUGAUGUGCUGGUCUCCUCCUCUUGACAAGAUGGGCAACAGUGUUAAAGGAAUUCACUUCUGUCAUGAUCUUGUUUCGCUGUGUAACUUCCAUAACUAUGAUAAUUUGAGACACUUUGCAAAAAAACUUGAUCCUCGGAGAGAAGGUGGUGAUCAAAGGGUAAAGUCUGUGAUAAACCUUCUGUUUGCUGCGUAUACUGGAGAUGUGUCUGCCCUCCGGAGGUUUGCUUUAUCAGCCAUGGACAUGGAGCAACGGGACUAUGACUCCAGGACAGCGCUCCAUGUGGCUGCUGCAGAGGGUCAUGUUGAAGUUGUUAAGUUUUUGCUGGAAGCUUGCAAAGUAAACCCUUUCCCGAAGGACAGGUGGAACAACACCCCCAUGGAUGAAGCGCUGCACUUUGGACACCAUGAUGUUUUUAAAAUCCUCCAGGAGUACCAAGUCCAGUACACACCCCAAGGGGAUCCCGACAAUGGGAAGGAAAGUCAGACUGUCCACAAGAACCUCGAUGGGCUGCUGUAACGCUCUGAAAUCACUUACCUACUGAGCUGUGGAACAUGAUUGUGAAGAACAUGUAUAUUUCUAGCUGGUAGUGAUGUGUACUUUACAAAUUUGUCAUGUCAGUGUUACUGGAGUUUCCUUCAUUGUGCACACAGGACACAUCUGAUUUCUUUGGGGAAAAUAGAAAUAAAACAACCUCCCUUCAUAAUGUGAGCAAUAGUUACCUCGUGCGUUGUACAAUUUGAUGUAAAAGAAUAGUUUCCAAUGCUAGCUGGAUGGUGUGGUCUUCAGGAUUUGUGUGUUUUGUAAAUUUUCAAUCCUGGGUGAUGAUAUGCUCAUACGCAUUUAUGAGUUAAGCUUUGUUGUACAGUCUAUCCACGGGGUCAACGCUGUUAUUAGAUGAAAACAGUGUGAUUUUCAAGACUUUAAAUAUAGAUUUAGUUUGAAUGUUUGAACAACCAUAUGCACUAACAUGGUUGAGUGUUUAAAAUGACUGUCACCCCCAACUUAACAGUGUGACUCCUUAAAUAUUAAAAUAGCUACUAGCUGUUCAUAGAAUUUGCCAGUUCUGAUUAGAUUUUAUCAGGGAAUCUGUUAAGAUAUGUUUCGUGACCAAAACAUAUGUGUGAAUAUAGUCUAGCACUUUUAAACCCUUUCCUUUCUCUAUGGUCCUUAGGCCAGCCUCUCUGUGGUAUUUAGCUGUCACUUCCCCUUAGCUGGGAAAGAAGUGAGUGCUGGCAUGCCAUGCAGUUCUCAUGUUUCCUCAGCAAGUCAUCCAGCCUCACAGUCCGAGCAUCAGAGAUAGAGCUUGGCCGAGAAGAUGAAUCAAAAUUAAGAUGUCUAAAUUAGCCGUCAUUCUUAAGAGUAAAGACAGUGUGGACUCACAAGUUCCUUUUCAGCUUCUACAAUAAAGAAAAAUUCAGAAAUGCUUUCAGUUACCAAAGUUACAGUGACAUACUUAGGAACUGCUACAGGUAAUAUUUGCUUUUAGUCUACUGUCAGAAGCCUGCAUUAGCUGGCACCCUUUCUGGAGGGCCAGGCAUCAUUCUGGAUUUCCCUCCCUCUGUUCCUGUCUGGAUUCUAUUAGUAAGAAGAAGUCACUUUUCUGUAAAUUUAGACUCACCAUUGCUUUGAUUUUGGAAAGUAGUUUUUGAUUAAUUGAGAAAACAGGUAAAAAGGACCUUAGGAAGAACACAAUUUUCUAGGAAUUGAACAUGUUGUAACCUAUUGUACCUCCAAGAGAUGAGGGGUAUGUUAGUGAAGACUUCUGAUAAUUAAGCACAUGCUUGCAUGCAUGUACACACACAAAUGCUCGUCUUGGAAACUGCUUGUGGAAUAAGCAAACUUCUCAACUACACAAAUGCUAGUGGUUACCACAUUGAUACAGCAUCCCCUUUGACCCUCACUAUCAACACAGGUGGCACCCAAGUUUUAUGACGCCCAUCAGCACAUCGUUCACUCCAAUAGCUUCUAGCUGCUCUGAUCCUCUUUUUAACCACCCCUCCCAUUCUCUAGCCAGCACCUCCCUUGAUGAAACUGUGGCUAGUGUCCCUUCACUGAACCAGGCACCACCAACAUGUUUAGAUUCUAAGUUCCAGAACUGGGAAGUAUGGGGGGGGCACCUAGCCCUGCCAUUGCAUUCCUGCUUCCACAAGCUUCUCAAGACAGGUGGACAGGUGGUCGGUCACCUCCAAAGUUAAGGAGUGAGCAUGUUUUAAUUGGAAUCAACUAAGAUGGCUGUAUCCCAGGAGCUGCUGCCUUUGUGUGAUUCAAUCCGUGACUUCAAUAUUACCAGUGACUUUGAGGCUUCUCUGAAUAUUGCUUGGUAUACUAUUUGAAAACAAAAGUUGUCAUCUUUUCUGAGAUCAGAGCUGUUUUGUACAGUCUUUGUGGCUUGGUUAAACAUGCUCUUUUCCUUCAUGGUGUUAUAUGACUGUUUGCUAUUGGCUGAUAACAAUGAGAACUCUUUGUUAAAUGCUUAAAUGAGCUGUUACUGCUGCCGUCAGUAAACUCCAAAGAUCUUUUUUGUUUUGGCUUUACAAUCUUGUGUGAUUUUUCUGUAUCAUGGAAACAGUACAUGCUCAUGUUGACUUAAGCUGUUUACACUGCUGUCUCCCUGUCCCAGUCCUAACACCCAUGUCUGGUGACACACUCUACCCCACUGCUUCCCACGCUGCGCUUUAGCUGCACUGCUGGAUUCGCUGUCCCUACUGUCUACCAGGGACUAAAAGACCUGAUGUUGGAUUUCGGUCCCUCCUGGGGAGUCCAAAGCUAUGAAUGUAUUUACCUCCGACGUUUCCCAAAAUGAAAUCUUAAAACUAUAAAUUGUAGUAUUCUGAAAUUGGGAAUUGCUUAUUUUAAAUGAGGCCAGGUAGUGUGGCUUUUUAAGCAUAAUAAAUACAUGUGUUGAAAACAA
Molecule: messenger RNA, 4541 nt
Organism: Phodopus roborovskii (desert hamster)
Lineage: Eukaryota; Metazoa; Chordata; Mammalia; Rodentia; Cricetidae
Gene: Gls
Product: glutaminase
Exons: 18
Coding region: 131-2146 (671 amino acids)
Biological process (GO): L-glutamine catabolic process
Molecular function (GO): protein binding; glutaminase activity
Source: RefSeq, a predicted model, not a curated record